AUGCCGCUGAAUCUGUGUGGCCAGCGGACCGCCUGCAGCGGGGAGGGGGUGGGGCAGGCUUCGGCAGGGCGGGUCCUGCUGCUGCUGCUCCUCAGCGGCUGCUUGGGCGAGCAGCCCCCGGCCGCCGCCGCCGGCGUCCCCUCCGCCUCCUCGGCCGGGGGCAGCGGGGCGCCGGGCGACGCGGAGGAGACGGUGAUCAUCGGGCUGCGGCUGGAGGACACGAACGACGUCUCCUUCAUGGAGGGGGGCGCGCUGCGGGUGAGCGAGCGGACGCGGGUCAAGCUGCGGGUCUACGGGCAGAACAUCAACAACGAGACCUGGUCCCGCAUCGCCUUCACCGAGCACGAGCGGCGGCGGAGCGGGCGGCCGCCGGCCGAGCAGGAGGACGGGCCGCCGGAGGGCAGCUCCCCGCAGCGCUGCGGCAUCCGCACCUCGGACAUCAUCAUCCGGCCGCACAUCGUGCUCAACCGCCGCACCUCGGGCAUCAUCGAGAUCGAGAUCAAGCCCCUGCGCAAGACCGAGAAGAGCAAGUCCUACUACCUGUGCACCUCGGUGUCGGGCCCGGCCGCGCUGGGGGCCGCCGGCCCCCCCGGGGGCGGCCCGGUCGGGGCCGACGGCCCCGCCGGCCCCCCGCCCUGGACCGAGACCACCUGGAUCUACCACGACGGCGAGGACACCAAGAUGAUCGUGGGCGAGGAGAAGAAGUUCCUGCUGCCCUUCUGGCUGCAGGUGAUCUUCAUCUCGCUCCUCCUCUGCCUCUCGGGCAUGUUCAGCGGCCUCAACCUGGGCCUCAUGGCCCUGGACCCCAUGGAGCUGCGCAUCGUGCAGAACUGCGGCACCGACAAGGAGAGGAACUACGCCAAGCGCAUCGAGCCGGUGCGCCGCCAGGGCAACUACCUGCUGUGCUCCCUGCUGCUGGGCAACGUGCUGGUCAACACCACCCUCACCAUCCUGCUGGAUGACAUCGCCGGCUCUGGGCUGGUAGCCGUGGUGGUCUCCACCAUCGGCAUAGUCAUCUUCGGCGAGAUCGUGCCGCAAGCCAUCUGCUCCCGUCAUGGCUUGGCCGUGGGUGCCAACACCAUCUUCCUCACCAAGUUCUUCAUGAUGAUGACCUUCCCAGCCUCCUACCCUGUCAGCAAGCUGCUGGACUGCGUGUUGGGCCAGGAGAUCGGCACGGUCUACAACCGCGAGAAGCUGCUUGAGAUGCUGCGGGUCACCGACCCUUACAACGAUCUGGUCAAGGAGGAGCUUAACAUCAUCCAAGGGGCGCUGGAGCUGCGCACCAAGACGGUGGAGGACGUGAUGACCCCACUCCGAGACUGCUUCAUGAUCGCCGCUGAGGCUGUUCUGGACUUCAACACCAUGUCUGAGAUCAUGGAGAGUGGCUACACUCGCAUCCCCGUCUUCGAGGGCGACCGCUCCAACAUUGUGGACCUGCUCUUCGUCAAGGACCUGGCCUUUGUGGACCCAGAUGACUGCACCCCGCUCAAGACCAUCACUCGCUUCUACAACCACCCGCUGCACUUUGUCUUCAACGAUACCAAGCUUGAUGCCAUGCUGGAGGAGUUCAAGAAAGGCAAAUCUCAUCUGGCAAUAGUACAGCGAGUCAACAAUGAAGGGGAAGGAGAUCCUUUUUAUGAAGUCCUGGGGAUUGUCACGUUAGAAGAUGUGAUUGAAGAAAUCAUCAAGUCUGAGAUUCUAGAUGAAACUGAUUUGUACACUGAUAACAAGACGAAAAAGAAAGUAGCCCAUCGGGACAGGAAGCAGGACUUCUCUGCCUUCAAACAGACAGACAGUGAGAUGAAGGUUAAAAUAUCACCACAGCUCCUCCUGGCAAUGCACCGUUUCCUGGCAACAGAAGUAGAAGCAUUUGGCCCAUCCCAGAUGUCAGAGAAGAUCCUCCUAAGGCUGCUAAAACAUCCUAAUGUCAUCCAGGAGCUGAAAUACGAUGAGAAGAACAAGAAAGCCCCAGAAUACUACCUCUACCAGAGAAACAAGCCUGUCGACUACUUCAUUCUCAUUUUACAGGGGAAAGUGGAAGUGGAGGCUGGGAAAGAGGGAAUGAAGUUUGAAGCUGGUGCUUUUUCCUAUUAUGGGGUGAUGGCCCUCACAGCAUCGCCAGUUCCCUUGUCCCUGUCUCGUACCUUUGUUGUCAGCAGAACAGAAUUAUUAGCAGCAGGUUCUCCAGCUGAAAACAAGUCACCCCCUCGUCCUUGUGGCUUGAACCAUUCGGACUCUCUAAAUAGAGGUGAUCGCAUUGAAGCGGUGACACCAACGUUGGGGAGCAGCAACAACCAGUUGAAUGCAUCUUUCCUUCAGGUGUACGUCCCAGACUACUCAGUGAAAGCACUCUCAGAUAUUCAGUUUGUCAAGAUCUCGAGACAGCAGUACCAAAAUGCCCUGAUGGCAUCCCGGAUGGACAAGACACCUCAGUCCUCGGACAGUGAAAACACUAAAAUCGAACUGACUCUUACGGAGCUGCGCGAUGGUUUGCCGGAUGAGACAGCAAACCUGCUGAAUGAACAGAACUGCGUGACACACAACAAGUCCAAUCACAGUAUGCACAGCGAAGGCUCCAUCUAGGAGCUAACAAUCUGCAUCCUUUCCCACCCAUCACUUCAGCAGGACCAGUCAUUGCUCCUUCUUGACUGCAGACGCUCUUAGUAUGUGCUUGCAAUGCUGUGCUGCAUCCAGUGUUCUGAGACCAAAGACUUAGCGCCCUUCCUGGGAGCAGAAGAGGAAGAAACGAGAACACAGCAAGACAAAAACCAAACAAACCUUGGGCAUGCUGAGUGCCCCUUGGAGAACGAUGGGAUUCUUCCUCGCAAAGUAGAAUCGUGUUUAUUUUUUCAGCCGUAUCUUUGAUCCUCAUUGGUUUUCCCUCCUUCCUAGAUGCGCGGAGAAGUUUUUAAAACUGCUCUGAUUAUUUUUUCAAGAGAGAUCAUGUUUUUAAAAAGAAUUUUGCAGAGUUUUAAAUGGUUGCUGUCCCUCCCCUCCCCAAAUAGGCUCUGCUGUGACUUUGUGAAUCAGCUCCAGUGUCAUAGACCUGUUUCCACCACUCCUUUUGGUCCUGUCUGUUGCCCUGUUGUUAAAACAGCAACUAGUACCCAUAUGUAUUUGUGUCCUGAGAACAAAGAAUGGAUGAGACUUCAAGGACCUUGUGGCUUAGCAGUAUGGAAGUUUGGGGGAAUGGGCAUUAUUUUCUCCUCAGAUGAGCUUCAGGGAAGGGGUGGUUAUUUUGGUUGCAUGCUUUCAUAAUACCUGAAAUUUCAGACGGUUCCUUGUAAAACAAACAAAAAGAUUGUUACAUUUACAGUUUUGUAACCUCCACAGAUGUUGUGUGUUUUGAAUAUGAAGAUGGGUUUUUAAUCGACAUAACUGCAGUCUCAUCAAAUUACAGACCGGGAUAAAUUUCCCUAGUAGUGUACUGGGCAAUUUUUGUCCCCCUGGAAUUUGCAUUAAUGUUACUGGGAAUCACAUGGUCAAGUUCCCUGCCUCCCCUGCUGUACUGAAAGCGUGAACCCCAAAAUGUCGAAUCUCAGCUUCUAACAUACUGAAG
Messenger RNA from Terrapene triunguis (Three-toed box turtle), 3559 nucleotides. It is a transcript of the gene CNNM2, whose product is annotated as cyclin and CBS domain divalent metal cation transport mediator 2. Gene Ontology annotation, cellular component: plasma membrane. Bases 1 to 2583 code for a protein of 860 amino acids. Gene Ontology annotation, molecular function: magnesium ion transmembrane transporter activity. The transcript has 10 exons. NCBI's taxonomy places the organism in Eukaryota, Metazoa, Chordata, Testudines, Emydidae. Gene Ontology annotation, biological process: transport; magnesium ion homeostasis. The record is from RefSeq and is a predicted model, not a curated record.